Molecule: messenger RNA, 3747 nt
Organism: Nomia melanderi (Alkali bee)
Lineage: Eukaryota; Metazoa; Arthropoda; Insecta; Hymenoptera; Halictidae
Product: cilia- and flagella-associated protein 70
Biological process (GO): RNA processing; cilium assembly; cilium movement
Cellular component (GO): extracellular exosome; motile cilium
Molecular function (GO): protein binding
Source: RefSeq, a predicted model, not a curated record
AAACAACAGCAUUCGAGGAACGUAAAUCUGACAGAUUACAUUGAAAUAUUUUUCUUUCUUAUCUUAAUGAAAUGGAGGAAACGUUCCUGAAGCAAAACUUGUUAGAGAAGAAGAUUGUAAUUAUUCUGAGUACCAUUGAGAAUGUUAUCAGAAGAGACGACGUCUAUGUAUCAUUCGUAGUAGAGCACACUGACAACAUUUUGGGAGAAUGUUCACCGAUAUUCAUCAGAGCAACUUGCGAAGAAGAAUCAGCAGUAUACGAUAUUAAUUUAGUCAGCUAUCUGUCAAUUACUGAAGACGACAGAGACAGCCUGGACACAAUUGUUUCAACUCCAAUAUUAAUAAAAGCAUUUUGUGACACAAGCCAUGAACAAGAAGAAUAUCCAACAGAUGCAGAGAAUGGAAAAAAGGACAGAUCAAUAUUCACCACAGGAUCAAGCUCUCCCAAAUGGGAAUUACUAGGCAUCUGUAAUCUCGAUCUAAUGCCUCUGAUACUAGGGGAACGAAGCUACACAGAGAAACUAGUAUUGGAAACUCCAACAUUCUCUUAUGAUGGAUCGCUGGUGUCCUGGCAGAAUCUUCCACUUCUGAUAGCAACAAUAUCUCUGGAUUGUGAACCAUUGUUUCAGCACAUUGAAGCGAAUUUUCUGAAUAUUACUGUGGAAAGUGUAUACAAUCUACCAGAAAAUUUCACACAGAACUCUGAGUACAAAGCUGGUACCAUAGUGUACAGUGAUUCAGAGGUCCCAGAAAAUUUAUUUUUCGAGCACGGUGUAUGGACGACGUACAGAGACGUGGAGAGGACGAAACGUUGGAACACCUUGGCUAAUUUGGAGAACCGUGCACGGUUGUCGAAGUACAAAUUGGACUGUGACUAUCAGGGACUGAAGAAUUCGUUUAAGGAUCAAAUAAAUUUUGAGGAAAAAGUAUGCGAAGAUACGCCACGGAUUGAAUGGAACGCUGUACACCGAUGCAUAAUGUGGGAAAUGGGAAUCGAAGCAAUGAAAAAUCAUAUUAGAAAGUACAAAUUUUGGCCUUUCCAAUUCAUGGUGGUGGAUAGAAAUACUCCAGAGAAAUCAAAAGGAAGCAGUGCACCAACAGUUGAAUUGUAUCAGUGUUACGUCGACCUUUCUGAGCUUCUUUUCCCAGGAAAGACAAGUUGCCGAGUUGUUGGACAAUUGUACACGUACAAUGCUGCAGAUAUAACUGCAAUUAUUGGUGUUGAAAACAAUAUUUUUAUUCUGGAAACACAAAGUAAGGAAGUGAAAGGCAAGGAGAAGAGACAUAAAACCUCAAAACAUUCGAUUUUGAGUUCUGAGUCUGAGACGCCCCUGAAUACAGCAUUAACUUCGAUUAACGAACAAGCGACUGUGAUCGUGAUUGAAGUGGAACUUCAUCAACCCCUAAUCCCCUGUAAUAUUUCAUCAGAGUUUUCAUACUUAAUCAACGAUUUGAUUCCAAAAAGGACGAAAAAGAAGCUGUACGCGUACUCCGGUGACGUAGCAGAGAAACAAUACAUGAAUUGUAUCAAAAAAUUGGUCGAAGUUCUCACAGAAAGUUAUCGAGAUUUUUGCGAUGAAAAUAAGAAGAGCAACGAAGAAAAGAAAAAGAAAUACUGUUACGACCCUAAAUCAGAUGAACUAACAUGUUUCACGCAAUACCUCUACAGAACCGGCACAUACUUAGCACUGCGUAACACGUUAAGAUCAAAAAUCAUACUGCUGCUGGAUCAAAGAUUCAAGAUACCAUCGAAUCUGAUCAACAAUUCUGAAACUCAGAACUUCAUUGCAUCGGUGUACACGUAUUUGGUGGAACAGAUGCACGUGGCGAUAAAUACCGUUGUUGAAGGCAGAUGCACGGACGAUUUCUCAAAAACUUUGAACGUAGAAGUGUUAGAUUUAUUUGCUGAAGAAGCUUAUGAGCUUGGAAACCUCGACAAAGCAAGACACUAUUAUAGAACUGCAGUAGCAGAGUCUAAGAAUGAUCCGGUGCUAUGGACAAAAUAUGCAAUUUUCCUUAAAAAAAUUGGUGACGUUGAACGUGCGAAACAUUGUUGCUUAGAGGCAAUUUCGUUAGACAGACGAUAUGUAUUAGCAUUAUUACUUUAUGCGGCGAUAUUAUUUGAAGAUAAAAGGUAUAAAGAGGCAGAGAUAUUUUUAAUGGCCAUUACUGAUUUUCAUCCAAGAUUCUUUGAAGGCUGGCUUAUUUUGCAUCUGUUUUACAUACGAACUGAAUAUUACCCAGGAAUAGAUCUUACGUUUCGUGUAGCAGAAAAGUGUAUGAAAGACAAGGUUCAUCCAAUAAAGCUUCCUAAUGAACCAUUCGCUUGGUCCACCAUUCACUGUCCAAAUGAUAAUUUGUAUAUGAACACUGCAGUAUUUUUACUAAAACUACAUCUCUGUGAGUUUGCAGGAAUUGCAUUGGCAGAAGAAAUGUCUCAAUCUGAUCAGUCAUUACACUUUUUAUAUUAUAUGGCAGUGGAGCAUUAUUUGUCUAAUAGAUAUGAAGAUGCAAUUUCUCAUUUAAAUAAAAUCAAAUGCAGUUAUGGAAUGGAUUACUCAAUCAGUAGUUUAAUGGGCCAUUGCUAUUUUAAAAUAGAUGACAAUGAAAAAGCUAUAGAAUGUUAUGAAUUUGCACGUAUGUUAUUUGACAGACCCACGGAUCUGCAUUUGGUAGAAGUUAGAUUAGGAUACUAUUAUUAUGAUAAUGGUGAUUAUGAACGUGCAAGAAAUAUAUUUCUAAGUGCGUGCAAGUCCUCACCGACUUCGCAAACUUGGCUAGGUGCUGGCUUAAGUUACUAUGAGCUUAAAGAGUUUACAGAAGCAGAGACAGCCCUGUCCGAAGCAAAUAGAAUUGACAAUUUGAAUCCAGAUAUAUGGGGCUGUUUAUGCCUGUUAAAUAUAACUCUUAGAAGAUAUGACGAAUUUUGCCAAUGUUACAGGGAAAUGGUGAAAAAUAAUCUUAAAAAUAGAAAACUGUGGCUGAGAAUAACAAACGCGAUGGAGGCUGUGGAUUAUGCACCACCAAUUUUGGUAACAGAACAUCAUGACCUUAUCGAAAAUUACAGCGAAGAAGCAUUCGAGGAACAGUUUUAAAACGGUAAUGGCACUGGAUACAAAACAAAGAGGACACAUGGAGAACUGUUAAUUAGCAUAAAAUAAAAAUCAUGAUGGCACCUGAUCAAUAAACGAAACAAGUCGUUAAACAAAAAAAUUCCACAAUUGUUCUGAUACCAACGAAAUAAAUUUUACAUGUAGCCAUUUCAUACCAUUUAUACCACACUGAUGAAAAUUAAACAUACGUAUUCGCAUUAUUGCAUUCGAUUCUGUAUAAGGGCAAAUUUAUACUUUAGAUAUUAAUUAAAUAAUCACAUGGUGGCGCAGUUUUUGUGUACUAACCAAAUGUUACCUCAUGUCGUCAAUAAAAAAUAAAAUGUAAGCAAAAAGUUAACAAAAAUAUCGCAUCAUGAGAGAAAGAGAAAAAAAAGGAAAUGAGCAAUAAAUAAUAUUUUAGUAAAAAGGUGUAAAUAAAUAUAUUUAUAUAUAAACUAUAAAGUAACGUAACAUUGCUUCUCGACUAAGGUCAAAUAAAUAUAGUGUGUUGUUUCAAUCUUUAUGAUAUUUAAACUGACCGUUGUUUCUGAAACAACGGUUCACGAAAUAUCGUUUCUUCUUCAAAUCAUUUAAAUGAUGUACACAUAUAUAUAUAUAUCAAUCUCUAAUAUAUAGCUAACAGCUAUUGCCAAUU